GGAAUGCCACGCUGAGCCUCCACUGAGCCCAGUUUGGAGAGCGCCCUUCUCGGACUUCCUGGAGUGCAGACAGCUGGAGAUGUCUAAGCCGGUGGACCACGUAAAGAGACCAAUGAACGCCUUCAUGGUGUGGUCCAGAGCCCAGAGGAGGAAGAUGGCCCAGGAGAACCCCAAGAUGCACAACUCGGAGAUCAGCAAGCGCCUGGGGGCCGAGUGGAAGUUGCUGACAGAGUCGGAAAAGAGACCGUUCAUAGACGAAGCCAAGAGACUACGGGCUAUGCACAUGAAGGAGCACCCGGACUACAAAUACCGGCCCCGCAGGAAGCCCAAGACCCUGCUGAAGAAGGACAAGUUCGCUUUCCCCAUGCACUACAGCCUGGCCGGAGAACAUGAGGGGCUAAAGGCCGCUACUCUGCAUGGGGCUGGGAUGCUCACUGACUCCCUACUAGCCAAUCCGGAGAAAGCAGCAGCCGCAGCGGCCGCAGCAGCAGCCAGGGUCUUCUUCCCCCCCUCUGCGGCGGCAGCGGCGGCGGCAGCUGCGGCAGCCGGUAGCGCCUCCAGUCACUAUUCCCUGUUUGAUCUAAGCUCCAAGAUGGCAGAGAUCACAUCCAGCUCUUCUACACAUCCCUACGCCUCCUCUCUGGGAUACCACCAGUCCAGUGGAGGUGCUUUCUCCGGGAUGGCAGCGGCUGCAGCAGCGGCGGCAGCUGCCAGCGGGGGGCACACUCACUCCCAUCCAUCCCCUGGGAAUCCAGGCUAUAUGAUCCCAUGUAACUGCACAGCCUGGCCCAGUCAUGGACUGCAACCACCCCUAGCCUACAUCCUAUUCCCAGGCAUGGGCAAACCCCAGUUGGACCCUUACUCUGCCACAGCCUAUGCUGCCGCUUUAUGACACCAUGGCGGCCCUCACAAGGGCUUUGUCAACGCAGCACCCGGCUGUAACUUCAUACUGGACACAGGGUCCCAGCCCUAGGGCAGGAUGCCCCUUGUCACAUUUUGUCAUAUCAUGCUGUGAAAUACAUUUAAAGUAUGGAAAUAUGUAAUAUUUAGUUGUGAUGCCACUGCUGUCCGUUGCACAGGUUAUG
Nanorana parkeri is the source of this 1085-nucleotide messenger RNA. It is a transcript of the gene SOX21, whose product is annotated as SRY-box 21. The record is from RefSeq and is a predicted model, not a curated record. NCBI's taxonomy places the organism in Eukaryota, Metazoa, Chordata, Amphibia, Anura, Dicroglossidae. Gene Ontology annotation, molecular function: DNA-binding transcription factor activity, RNA polymerase II-specific; RNA polymerase II cis-regulatory region sequence-specific DNA binding. The transcript has a single exon. Bases 80 to 892 code for a protein of 270 amino acids. Gene Ontology annotation, biological process: regulation of DNA-templated transcription; anatomical structure morphogenesis; cell differentiation.